Loa loa (African eye worm) is the source of this 3942-nucleotide messenger RNA. RefSeq lists its product as hypothetical. NCBI's taxonomy places the organism in Eukaryota, Metazoa, Nematoda, Chromadorea, Rhabditida, Onchocercidae. The record is from RefSeq and is a predicted model, not a curated record. The coding region runs from base 1 to 3942 and encodes 1313 amino acids. The transcript is spliced from 22 exons.
AUGAAAUACCGGCAUCGUUUCAAAUGUCGACGUGGUGGCCGUCGUAUUGCGAAAGGGAAAAGCAGUGAAAGUAAUCCAUCGAUAACUCGACAUCGUGAAGCUGCAAGAGCAGCUCGUACCGCUCAGAAAAUACCAUUCACACCAAUAGAUGAAAAUUACGAUGCCAAAUUGAACGAUGAAGAUGCAGUGCUGGAGCAGAUACCCUUGCAUAGAAUGCAAAUUGAGGAUGCGGACGAAAUUAAAAGUAUGAGAAGUAACUUUUCGGAGCUAACUUCGACGAAAUCAGAACUUUCGCAGUUUACAUCUUGUACAAAUCCAACCUUCGAUCCUGUGCAUCGUAUCUGGAGAUCGGGAUCAGUGUUGCAAAAUGAAGUGCUUGCCGUGCUUGCGGCUACAGCAGAAUUGAUUAAAGAUACUGAUGGAACAGAAAGUGAUGCUGAGUAUUUCGCUGCACUUUUGACAGUUAUCGAAGCAAUGCCUGCAGUGAAUGAAUCGAAAUUAGCUGCAGCUGCUUAUUUGUUAGGUCUUGUCGCUAAAAAAAUCGACAAAAGUGUGUCACGGAAAUGCUUUUCUCGAGCACAUCAGAUUCUGGAAAAUAAGCUUGGCAAGACUCAACUGGAUGUUGCUCUGGCGAAACUUAUCACUACAUUAGGGACGAUUUUGCAUCAACAAGCUGCCAGCAUUUGGCAAAGUAGCAAUACCAGGCUCUCACUAGUGAAAAUUGAAAUGUUUGCGAUCCAUGAUAAGUCUUCGGUUCGAUCUGCUGCUCGACGAACUCUACGCACCAUUCUUAACGAUCCUAUUAUGAUUACAUCUAAUGGUUACCACCGGGGAGCCGGUAUUGUCGGUGAAGUGUUGAUCAAACAGUUGGAACAGAAUGCCGUCAAUAUAGACAUUGACUUAUUACUUCGAUUGUUAUGUCUGGCGGAAAAUAUUAUGCAUAAAAUGCCACCUUCGAUAUUCAAAAAGUUUGCGGAGACGACAUUUACAUUGCUGUCUAUUUCGGAUUCUAGUCUAAGAUCCACAGUUUUCCAAUGUUUUCGAAAAAUUCUACAGCAGCAGCCACCUGAUACAACUUUACCCUUCAAUACCAAUGUUCUUUUGAUUGGUCUUUUGCGCGAUUUCUCGUCGAGAUCCAUGGACCUCUCUGUUAUAUGUUCCUGGAUGGAGGCUCUUUGUGAAUCGCAUCUUUGUCUUGCUACAAAAGAUCUUGUAAAAUCAAUGGCAACGCUGAGAGCUUCACUGAAACCGAUUUUCCAAACAUUUGAUUUGGGGAAAGAUUCUGUUGCCUUGAUAACUUACAAAGUAAUUAGUCGCAUAAUUGAACAUUGUGUGCAAUCAAAUGAGGAAUUAGCAAGUUAUUCUGUCGAUUUAUGUGAGGAGGCUUUGAAUCCACGAAGUACUGGAGUGUGGCAAUAUGUUCUUCGCACUGAAACAAGGAUAUUCGAAGUUUGCAAAGGUGCUAUCAACCAUGAAUCAUUUGCGCGUGCACUAAAAACUCUGGCGGCAUUACGCAACGAUGUUAAUUGCUGCAUUAUACCUGAUAUUGACUUGGCUAUUGGAAUAGCAGUACGACAUAUUGGUGCUGAGAACGUUUUGCGAGUUUUACCUUUGGAAUUGGAUCCUCAAAAUGUAUCACUAGUAACCCAUUUCGAAAGAUCUUGGCUUAUGCCUGUCCUGCGCAUAAAUAUUCGCAACCAGUCAAUUGCUUUUGCAUUACAAUAUUUUUUACCAUUAGCAUACCGACUUCGAAAGGAAGCGCCGAGUGAUGUUGUGAGACAAAAAACUUUUGUUACUAUCAGUGACCAGUUGUGGGAUUUAUUACCCGGUUUAUUGAGCUCAGCAACUGAUUUUGUGCAGAAUUUUCCCCAUUUAGCUGAAAUUUUGAGUAAAGUUUUACUUGAACAACGUGAUCUCCGUCUUAUCGUGCUAUCAUCACUUCGCAGUGCGCUUCGUUACGCGCUCCAACCGGAUGCGACAGAAGCAAAAAAGGAUGUAAUGCGAUUUUUUGCAUACAGUUUCUUGCGAAAGUUAUUUACUUUGUACACCCUAUCAAAUACUACCAUGGAAUCUAUGGAAGGCAUAACUGGAAAUAGUUUGAGAACUCUGCGAUGCUCUGUUCUGGAAACUGUUCGUAUGUAUGUACAGUUGACGCCAAAUAAUGUGAUUGAUAAUUUCAUAAAUUUGGCUGUUGAAAAGACACAAAUCAAAGAAAUGGAUUUGGACCAAAAAAUUCGGGUUUUGGAUAUUAUGGCUGCACUUGUGAAGAAGGCAAGUGUAUCGGGAUUAGACAGUAUAUUUUCUACCGUACACCCGUGGUUUAUAAACAGUGAAGUAGCGCUUCAGAAGAAAGCAUUCCGCAUUUUGGAAGAAAUUAUGAAACGAAUAAAUGAUGAAGCUGUGGCAGACUUUUUUGCUUCGAGCGCCGAUGAAAUAAAUAAUGUGCUUGAUCAGGAUUUGGAUAGUAUUGCGAAGAGUGCACGGGCAGCACUAACCGCUAUAUAUCAUGUGAAAUUAUCUUCUUUGACUUCAUUUGAAUGUGCAGAAAUUUUUGAAAAAAAAUUCCUUCCAAGAAUUAUUGUCUGUCUUGAUAAGUCACACAAUAUUCGGACACGUUCAAAUGCAUUGAGAUGCUUCGUGAAACUAUGUCAACAACUAAUACUUUUCGGUUCAUAUGAGAGUAAGAGUCCGUCAAGUGUACUUCAUCCAGUACUGACUAGAAUUUUUGAUAUGUUAAAUCCAGAAGGAUUAUGCCCAAAUGAAGAUCCACUCGAAAUCUUGCGAUCAUCAACCAUUGCUUUGAAUGUCAUAGCUCAGAAAUUUACUCGUAUUUUGGAUGCUUCAUUGCUGAGCCGUCUUGUAGCACAUGCAUGUAGCUGGAUUGGUGAUGAACGGCCAGUGAUUAGAGUGCUAAUUAUCAGAUUAUUGCGAAUGCUAACAAAGAAAUUACCAGACUAUACAAUGCGACAGUAUCAGGAACUCCUACUGUCGGCUGUGUUCGACAGUCCGUUAACGGCGAAUGUCACGCAAAAGAUCCGCAAAGCGAAUAGACUUCUGCUUGAGGUUUUAGUUGAUAGAUAUGGUGUUGAAGUUUUGAUGAGUCGAACAAAUAAAUUGGAUUGGAUUAAGCAACUGAAAGCAAUUGCUAAAAUGAGAUACCGCCGUGAACGCCAGCGUACAACAGAGAUGCAAAACAUGGACACCGGUAGAGGGCAAGACCAUGACAUGGCAUCCGUGGCCUCAAGUGCUCGAACUGCAGGUGCAGAUACAAUACUGAAUGUGGUCUGCAAUACCGACAGUGAAAGUGAAGUAGAAAUGGAUCGUGAGUCAAUUGGAGGUCGAACACGAGGCAGCUCGAUGUGGUUAAAGAAUGAUAAUGAUGAAGAUAUGAUGGACCUACUCGACCGAAAGAAAAUACUGAAAAGGAUUGCAACAUCUCGGUCUCUCUUAUUGGAAGAUAAAAAGUUACAGGAACUGAAUGACGAUGAUAAUAACAAAUGUGGUAAUGAUUUCAAAGUGGCGAAAGAUGGACGAUUAAUAAUUGAAAAUCUGGAUAUGGAUCAACAAGACAAAAGGAAACGAAAGCGACCUGGAAAAUUUUUAAAUAUCCUGGACAAGAAGAUGAAAAGAGACAGUGAUUCGAAGAGCGAUAGCGAUAGUGACUAUCCCAACAGAGUCAUAAAUAAGAACAAAUCUGGCUGGAAACCUGGUGGGAAAGGUAUUCACAGGAAUGUUCGUAUAAGUUCCACUGACACCACAUCCGACAAAGGAUUUUCGAAGAAGCAAGCUUCUGCAGAUGUAAGAAACAGCGCAAAAUAUGAGCCAUAUUUAUAUAUACCGAUCAAUAAACGUCGAAGAGAAAAGAAUGAAAUGAAGAUGUUAAUAAAAGGGAUAAAGAAAGGAGCUACAAUUGCUUCGAAAGUAAAGAAAGUGCGUUGCUGA